This is a messenger RNA of Phytophthora sojae, 201 nucleotides long. RefSeq lists its product as hypothetical. The record is from RefSeq and is a predicted model, not a curated record. The transcript has a single exon. Lineage: Eukaryota; Oomycota; Peronosporomycetes; Peronosporales; Peronosporaceae. The annotation marks the transcript as partial.
UUUGUCUUCAACACGAAGCCGCAUCAAUCAUUCGGUGUGGAUUGUGGGCUAUACUUGCUUCAUUGCAUGGACGUAACCUUGAAGCACGUAGCGGCGGCUGAACCGCGAUUUAUUGAGGGCAAAUUGUGUCAAUGGACAUCGACAUACUUUAACGCAACAAAAGCAGCUACGUACCGCUCCCAACUCUACAACAAAGUUGCG